This is a messenger RNA of Mizuhopecten yessoensis (Yesso scallop), 2097 nucleotides long. Its product is annotated as cell death abnormality protein 1-like. The coding region runs from base 173 to 1366 and encodes 397 amino acids. NCBI's taxonomy places the organism in Eukaryota, Metazoa, Mollusca, Bivalvia, Pectinida, Pectinidae. Gene Ontology annotation, molecular function: scavenger receptor activity. The transcript is spliced from 9 exons. The record is from RefSeq and is a predicted model, not a curated record.
CGAGAGUCCAUACCACACUAGUGACAUGAGAACCCAUGGCCGGAUGCUGUUCAUUUUACGUACACAUUCUUCCUAUUACGGUUAAUCGGCUAUACACAGUGUAUGAUACUGCUGGACACUAGGCUAGAUAAAUAUUCAAGGGUUGCAGAAUCGGUGUUAAUUAAACCAAGUGAUGUUUCUAAUGCUGAUUUUGCUGUUCCUGACGACUGUUGAGAGCGAGUUACAUGGCGACCAUGUGUGUACGUAUAAUAACGGAACACUACACUAUAAAACCAUCACGAAGAUUACAAAGGUUGACACCAAGGUAGCACAAUGUCACGCACGAAACAGUUUUGGCUGUAUUAGAUGGGAGUACUAUAUGAAUGUUUCAACUCACGAAAACGUCAGUUACAUGGUAAACCGCCAUGUUCAGGCUUGUUGCAUAGGCUUCUAUGAGAUCAACGGGAAAUGUGAAGCAUGUGAGCAAGGCCACUACGGCUGGCGGUGUGAACGCGACUGCGGGUGUUCAGCAAAUUCAACAUGCGACUCAGAAACUGGGCAGUGUUCAUGUCUGCCAGGCUUAAUAGGUCAAAAUUGUGAUGAAGAGUGUGAUGUUGGUUUCUAUGGACACAACUGUUCGUCCUCUUGUGAUUGUCUAUACAGCGGGGAUUGUCAAAAAGACACCGGGCAGUGUUUUCAAGGGCCAAAAGGCGUAAUGGAGCACACACCAGAUUCUACCUCUCCUCCAAAAGAAGUUUCUUCUGUUUUAUACUACGUCAUCAUUGCUGUCCCAGCAGGGUUUGGACUCAUCAUCAUCAUUCUGAAUAUAGUUUUUAUCUACAGAUGCAGGUUGAAAAAACGUCAGUCUGAAAGGAAUUGUUCGCAAAGAGGUUCCCGAGAGGACUACGAGACUAUCGACGACAAUUUCCUUUCUAACGACUAUGUGGACAUGCCUCAAGCCGAGGACACUCCGGUGUUUACAGUGACCAGUGUUUCAUUUCCAGACGAAACCUACAAUGAAAUACAUCUCAAACUACAUCACGAACAACACACGGAAGGACCAUAUACAGAAGUUACAUGCAUAAUAGAAAAUACAAAACAUUCAAACACAUCUCUGUCUCACAGUCAAGGAGAUAAAAGUGACCAAUGCAACUACGACACAAUGUCACGUUCAUGGGAAAGAGAUAUAAACGAUGAGUAUACAGAUGAAAGUGAUUACAAUCGCCUUGAAAAAGAUUUGAAAUCAUAUGAUACGUUUCAGAGUGUUAAAGAGGCGUCAUCCAUGACGUCACUUCCAGCUUAUUUAGAUGACGAUUACAGUAAUGUCAAUAUUUCAGAGAAAGGCGAAAGUUUGGUCAGUCUAAAUGUAGGAUCAACUCCACCGUAAUACAUGAACAUGAGGUCAUGGUUUAUUUAUUCACGCUUUUAAUUUAAUGGGUGCGAAAAAAUAUUAUUAUUAUGUGUUGGAAAUCAUAUUUUAUAUUCGUAAUUUGUUCCAUUUUACUAAUAUUUCAGCUGUAUCUGUUGCUAAUCUCGAUAGGUGUGUCCUGUAGACGAAUACCUUAUGGAACCUUCUCAAAACAUUAGUCGUUGUCAUUUCCAUUUUUAAAUGGUUUCAGCGCCUGCCAUGUGCUGAGACAUGAUCACCGUUUCUUAGAUCCAUGAUGACUAACAGACGUUUCUACAUUUACAAUAUACAUAAUGAUGGGUACCUCAUGUGUCGACCCGGAGGACCUGUUUUCACCUCCAGUUUUAAUCGGGUUCGUGCUGCCUAUUCUGUGUUCCAAUCGGAAUUGUCCUUUUCUUGGUAGUAACAUUCUGUGUUCCAAUCGGAACUGUCCCUUUCUUCGUAAAAGUAACAUUCUGUGUUCCAAUCGGAACUGUCCCUUUCUUGGUAGUAACAUUCUAUGUUCCGAUCGGAACUGUCCCUUUCUUGGUAGUAACAUUCUGUGUUCCGAUCGAAACUGUCCCUUUCUUGGUAGUAACAUUCUAUGUUCCAAUCGGAACUGUCCCUUUCUUGGUAGUAACAUUCUGUAUUCUAAUCGGAACUGUCCCUUUCUUGGUAGUAACAUUCUGUGUUCCGAUCGGAACUGUCCCCUUCUUGGUAGUAACAUUCUA